Molecule: messenger RNA, 3632 nt
Organism: Limulus polyphemus (Atlantic horseshoe crab)
Lineage: Eukaryota; Metazoa; Arthropoda; Merostomata; Xiphosura; Limulidae
Product: DUF21 domain-containing protein At5g52790-like
Exons: 7
Coding region: 1-885 (294 amino acids)
Biological process (GO): magnesium ion homeostasis
Cellular component (GO): intracellular membrane-bounded organelle
Source: RefSeq, a predicted model, not a curated record
AUGCACCAGAGAGCAUUGGUGGAUAUUCAUGGACCUCAGCCCGAAAAACAUGAAACAUCAAAUGUUGAGGAUCCUUUAACACUGGAUGAAGUAAUGAUAAUACAGGGAGCCUUAUCAAUGAGAGACAAAACCGUUCGAAAUGCAAUGGUACCUGUAGACAAAGUCUUUAUGAUGAGUUGUGACACUAUUCUGAAUGAAGCUGCAAUGAUGAAGAUUGUUUGGGCAGGACAUUCCAGAAUUCCAAUUUAUGAAAAUUCGGUGCAAAAUAUUGUGGGUAUUUUACUAGUAAAAACCCUUUUAAGACUGAACCCAUACCAAGGUGUUAGCAUCCAGCAGUUGAUGGGCUCCAAAUGUGUUCGUCAUGUUCACAGGGUAUCUGAAGCCAUGCCUCUUUUUGAUUUGCUCAAUGUCUUCCAGACAGGACGAUGUCAUUUAUCCAUAGUGCAUGCGUCCUCUGGAUCACCAGAAAAGUAUCAAGAAGAUUUUAGCAAAAAAACAUAUUCCUUUACAGAUACUAUAGUAGGCAUCAUAACAUUAGAAGAUGUGAUUGAAGAAUUGAUUCAAGAGGAGAUAUUAGAUGAGAAGGAUAUAACAGAAGCCCACUUGAGAGCUACCAUGGCCAAAGCUCGCUUUGCACGUUCCUUGUCAUUUGCUGUUUUUCCUAGGGCAGAAAAUUUACCCAUCAGCAUGACAUUUGAAAGAUCAGUUCCAGAACAAAAGUCAUCACUUUUAGGGGUCCAGUCAACAGCAGCAAUCUUGACCAAUAAUUCUCCAAGAUAUGAUUUAAUGUACAAAGAGGAAAGAGUCCCUAAUUCUGAAGACACAACUGAUCUACGUGCAAAUUUACUUCAGCCUGACUCUUAUCACAGUUCUAGUUCAGAAUGAAUCUGAUUGCAAGUUUUCCUGCUGUGAAGAAAAUUAUUAUUCUGAAGACACGACUUAUCCUUAUGAAUCUUUGCUUCAACUUGGUUCCUUUUAGAAUUCCAGGCCUAACAUAGAGUGAACCUAGUUGUCAGCUGUCAAGAAAAUUAUAAGUUACCAACAGGUUAUAUCUUUUCCUAUUCCAGUAAUUAAAUUACAUUUUCUUCUCUGCAUAUGUGCUGUUUCAACAAACUUUUUAUAGCUUACAUCUAGAAUUAGAAAGAUUUUUGUGUUAUCUUACAUACUUGAAAAUUGUAAUCUGACUACAUUUUAAUCUAAUAAGCUACAGCAAUGGUGUUUAUAAAAACUAUUUUGUGUUUUCUAGAAUUAGUGAUUUAUAUUGUAUUAUAAAAUUUUGUACUGAAAUGACAAAAUAUCAGAGCUUUCUCAGUAUUGCUUGCAGACUUUCCUGUGAGACAGAGUUUUUGUUCCUCAGGGAUUUCAACUUCGUUAUCUAUGUAAUUGUGGGAUUUUUUUUAUCUACAUUGUGAUACAAGAUUACUAUUACCCAUAGCAUGGAAUCAUUCUUUAAACAUUUGGAAGGUUUUACUGCUAGAUUCAGUUACUCAAUGUAAUCACUUCAUAUUCUGCCUUACUGAGUCUGUAGUAGUAAUUAAAACUUCUGAAUGUGCCAUAAUGAAUAUCAUUGAGUCAUACACUUUUUUGUUAGUCAUCUUAGGCUAAUGUAAAAUAGUUCUUAUUUAAGUAUCUUCACCAUACAGUAUAUUGAUGGCAAUGUUUCACUGAUACAGUCCAUUUUGUGUAUAUUAGUUUUAUAUAAAAGCUAGUAGUACAAAAUGUUUUGUUUUCUUAUAUAAAGAAAUAAAGUAUAACUUUACUAACAUAUUAGUUAACAAUUAAUAAUCUUUGAUACCUUUCAGUUUUGAUUGUGCAAUUCUAUACUAAAAUAGGCUUACAUGUGUUGCUAUAGUAUCAAGCAGAUAGUAACUACUAACUAGUAGGGCUAGGCCUGUUCUAUAGUAUUGAGCUUAUAGUAAAUUAGUAAGCUUAAUUAUUAAAGGUUAAGAUAUUAAUAUCUGGAAAAACAGCAAAAAGGAAGAGCAGUUUAAGGUUAUAUUACAGUUAAGAAUACCUAAUUGUUGCUUCAUCUAUAGUUUAAUUGGUAAUGCUUAUAAUGCCCAGUUAAUGUUCUUAAUUUCUUACAAAUAUUCUAAUUAACUUUGAAUUUAAAGAAUACAGUAGUCAACUUUAAUACCUCUUAACUUUAAUGUAUGUGUUAUAUCUCACACUGUGCAAAUGAAACUCUGUGAAACAAUAUGCGCAAUGCUGAAAAGAUGUUUAACCAAGUUCGCAAGAUAAGAUUGUCCUAAUAUAAAAAGGAACUGAUAAAAUAUUUAGUAUUACAUUCACAUUAGAUGACUGGUGUAAGACAUUAUGCAUAAUAAUAAUAAAUAAUUCACAGUAAAAUAACAUAUGUAUAUAGAAUAAUAAUAAUAGCAGGUGCUUUCUGCCAACUGGUUGCCUUUCUGUGAUAAAUUGUUUGAAAUCUGGGACAGCACUAUGCUACCUUGAUUGCACACUGACAAAUGUGCUCUGACAUGACUCCAUAACUCGAUGUAUAAGAGCUUAUGCUUUCAGUGGUGCUAAAAACUCCUCUAGUAUGAAAUCAUACCUUCCAUAAACUUCUUUAUAUUCUUAAGAAGUUUAGUAUACAGAUAUUUUUUUGGAUUUCUUUAUAAUAUAUUAUACUUGUAUGAGAAAAAGAAAUAAUCCGAAAGGGAAAACCCUGUGUGUUUAAAUAUUUAUCGUAGACAUUGUUUAAAUUUAUCCCAAUAUUUUGUACUGACGAUUCUACUUACUUAAAGAAAUGUUUAUUAAAUUUUUUGAGUUUAUAUUUUGUAAAUUUUAAUUUGACACAUUUUUUUGUAAUGUAGGAAAAUAAAUAAGUUGAAAAUUUUAGUUUAUCUAAGAUGUUACUUACUCUUAUUUUUGAGUGAAAUGGGUACCUCAGAAUAAACACCAUAUUUUUGUAUGUUAGAAAAUAGUAAAGGAUGUUAUUGAGAGUAGGAUCUUACCAAUAACAACUAAUUUCAUAAUGCUAUCUCUUUUUAUUGUUAUAGGGCCUUUCAUUGUUGAAAUCUCUUUCACACAAUAUGUUUGAAUUUAACAUUUUAAUUUUAGUAGGUUAUUGAUAAAAUAUUACUUAAAGCUAUUAAUUUUCAUGAUUAUAACCAAUUAAAUGGUCAUUAAAAAGUAUUCUAGUUGCAUGAAAAUUUGAGAUUACUUGCAAUCUCAAUUUCUUUAUAGAUUUUUUAUAAAGUGAAUGUUUAUGAUAGUUUAAUGUUUGUAAAAUAAAUUAUGUAUACGUAUGCUUAGGCAACCUUAGGUGAAAAAUUUCAUGUCUUUGCAACUUUGUUGGUGACUGUGCAUAUUAGACAUACUGUGGAAAAAAAUGUACAAGUGCUUUUAUUAUGGAAAGCAGAAGUUAUUUGUAUAAGUAAUUACUGUAUGUAAUUUGAGUUCUAAAGUAUGAACAAAUGAUGCAAUAUGAUAUAUAAAAAAGUAUGAAAUACAUAAAUAUAUGAUUGAGAUCUAUGUAUGAUGUAGAGCCUUCCAUAACUUAAAAAUAUCUGUUAUAAAGAAAUGUCACAAGCUAUGAAAGUACAUUUGAAGUGUUAAUAAUUAUGGAUCACAUAUGUAUACAUUCCAUUAAAAAGAUACUUUACUAAAUAAAAAAACUUUAUAAUUUC